Messenger RNA from Musa acuminata AAA Group (dessert banana), 1459 nucleotides. Its product is annotated as serine/threonine-protein phosphatase PP1. Gene Ontology annotation, cellular component: cytoplasm; nucleus. The coding region runs from base 68 to 1051 and encodes 327 amino acids. The transcript has 4 exons. Gene Ontology annotation, molecular function: protein serine/threonine phosphatase activity. NCBI's taxonomy places the organism in Eukaryota, Viridiplantae, Streptophyta, Magnoliopsida, Zingiberales, Musaceae. The record is from RefSeq and is a predicted model, not a curated record.
AUAAAAAAGGGGUCGUCCCCGUCGUCGCCUCCUCCUCCCCCGCCACCGAUACGACGAAGGGGGGAAGAUGAUGACGACGAAGAGCUCGAUGGGGGCCAUGGAAGGGGCGGUGCUCGACGACGUGAUACACCGGCUGCUGGAGGGCAGGCGGAGCGGCCGCCAGGUCCAGCUGUCGGAGGCGGAGAUCCGCCAACUCUGCCUCGAGGCCAAGAACGUCUUCCUCGCCCAGCCCAACCUCCUCGACCUCCACCCCCCCAUCAAGAUCUGCGGUGAUAUUCAUGGACAAUAUCUCGACCUUCUCAAGCUGUUUGAAAUAGGUGGCUUCCCUCCUAAUUCGACUUAUUUAUUUCUCGGAGACUAUGUGGAUAGGGGCAAACAAAGCUUGGAGACAAUAUGUUUGCUCUUGGCAUAUAAAGUCAAAUACCCUGAUAAAUUCUUUCUUCUACGUGGCAAUCAUGAAGAUGCAAAAAUAAAUAGAGUCUAUGGAUUUUACGACGAAUGUAAAAGGAGAUUCAAUGUUCGACUAUGGAAGACAUUCUGUGAUUGCUUUAAUUGCUUACCCAUGGUAGCACUGAUUGAUAAAAAGGUAUUAUGCAUGCACGGGGGCCUUUCACCGGAGCUGAAUAGCUUGGAUCAAAUUAGAGAAAUCUCAAGGCCCAUUGAAAUCCCAGACUAUGGCCUUCUCUGUGAUCUACUAUGGUCUGAUCCUGAUCCUAAGAAUCAAGGAUGGGGCGAAAGCAAUCGCGGGGUUUCAGUUACCUUUGGCGCUGAUAAACUUGCAGAGUUCUUGGAAAAGCAUGAUCUUGAUCUAGUAUGCCGCGGUCAUCAAGUAGUUGAGGAUGGAUACGAGUUUUUCGGAGAACGAAAAUUAGUUACUCUAUUUUCAGCGCCAAACUACUGCGGGGAGUUCGAUAAUGCGGGUGCAUUGUUGAGCAUAGAUGAAAGCCUGUGCUGUUCAUUUGAGAUAUUGAAACCUCAUGAUCCCAUAUCUACUCCAGGCAGCUCCAACACAACAAAAGCAGCUCCUAAGAAGGGCUUGUCUAAAGAUUAAGGUACUUCAAACUGACACCUUGAAUUCUCCUUGUUGAAGAUUCUUACCGUUUGUUGUGGCCUCCAGUCAGUAAUUGGCAAAGAUUGACGUUUCUUCCUUAAAACUCAGAGAUCUAAAGGGUGUUUGCUAAUCUGUGGUACUUAAUUCUGAUAGGUCUUACAACCCCUUCAACAGCCAAUCCUAAGGGUCAGAAGAGCCAAUCCUAAGGGUUAGAAGAGCCAAGCUUGUCCAACGCGCGCUGGCAAACAACUGUAAAUUUACACUAAAGCUUUGUUCUUUGUACAGCAAUCCGUAAUUGUUCUUCCAUGUCGUCUUCUUCUUCACCCAUGUAGGUGGCUGGAUUUUGUACCUAAUACUUGCAAGAGAAUCUCUUCGGACGCUGCCAGUGUUCUGGGUAUCGUUCCAUAC